AUGAAGUUUUCCGCUGUUCUCGUCGCCCUGGCUGCUGCCUCGGCCGAAGCUCACUACACCUUCGGCCGGCUCGUUUACGGCGGCACGACGUACCCCGAAUGGCAGUACGUGCGCAAGACGCUCAACUUCUACAGCAACGGGCCGACGGACGGGGUGUCGUCGACGCAGAUCCGGUGCUACGAGGCGGACGCCAAGGAUAGAGGCACAGUGCAGACGCUGCCCGUGACGGCGGGCUCGACCAUCGGGUUCGCGGCCAACUCCAACGUCGGCCACCCGGGCCCGGCGAGCAUCUGGAUGGCCAAGGUGCCAGCGGGCCAGACGGCGGCGACGUGGGACGGCGCGGGGUCACAGUGGUUCAAAAUUUACCAUGAGCAGCCGAAGGUUACGAGCAACGGACUGGAGUGGGCUUCGUUGAACGCGUUGGUCCUCUCGGCCAAGAUCCCGUCGUGCCUGGCGUCGGGCGAGUACCUCGUGCGGGUGGAGCACCUGGCGCUGCACGCGGCGGGAGACACCGGCGGCGCGCAGUUUUACUUGUCGUGCGCGCAGGUGUCGCUCUCGGGCGGGGGCAGCACGACGCCGUCGGGGCUUGUUUCGUUCCCGGGGGCGUACAAGGCGACGGAUCCCGGCAUCCUGUUUAAGCUGUACUGGCCCAUCCCGACCAGCUACACGAACCCGGGCCCGGCCCCGUUCACGUGCUGA
This is a messenger RNA of Colletotrichum graminicola M1.001, 699 nucleotides long. RefSeq names its product glycosyl hydrolase family 61. The record is from RefSeq and is a predicted model, not a curated record. Bases 1 to 699 code for a protein of 232 amino acids. NCBI's taxonomy places the organism in Eukaryota, Fungi, Ascomycota, Sordariomycetes, Glomerellales, Glomerellaceae. The transcript has 4 exons.